CCGAGAGACAGACAGGACUGUGCAUGUAUGCAGAUCAACAUGGGACACAACUGUUAGUUACUUUCCUGAAGGACUUAAUAAAAAACUGAAUCAGAAUGGAAGCAAAUAAUGCAAGUGGGUCAGCCAAUGACAGCCAUCAGUACCUCUGUCAUUUUAAUGAAAGUUUCAAGUACAUUCUUCUUCCGGUGAGCUACACUUUGGUGUUUGUGGUGGGUCUGGCGCUGAACAUCACCGCCAUGUAUUUCAUUCUGUUUCGAACCAGACGCUGGAAGCCCAACACCAUCUACAUGAUCAACCUCAAUGUUUGUGACACCCUUUACAUCCUCACUCUUCCCUUCCUCAUCUAUUACUACGCCGACGGGAACGACUGGCCGUUCGGAGAGCCGAUGUGUAAACUCAUCCGCUUUCUCUUCUACACGAACCUCUAUGGAAGCGUUCUCUUCCUCAGCUGCAUCAGUCUGCAUCGCUUUCUGGGCGUCUGUCACCCGAUGCGCUCUUUGUCCUGGAUGAACGCUCGGCGUGCGCGAUUGAUCUCCGUGUGCAUAUGGGUGACCGUUCUUAUCUUCCAGUCGCCGGUCCUCUAUUUCUCCAGGAUGAACGGUAUACGGGUGUGUUAUGACACCACUAGCAAAGCGCUCUUUAAUGAUUUUCUGGUGUACAGUUCGGUGGUUAUGGUCCUGUUUUUCGUCCUACCGUUUGGGGUGGUGCUGGUCUGCAACGGCCUAAUGGUGAAGAAACUUCAAGAACCCGGAGUGGGCGAUGGACCAACGUCGCAGCGCUCCAAGCAGAAGUCGGUGAAGAUGAUCAUCAUCGUCCUUCUGGCGUUCGUGUUGUGUUUUCUUCCCUUCCACGUGAACCGCAGUAUAUACUACACCUUUCGAUACCUGGACAAGCAGGUGAGCUGCGAGAUGCUGGAGUUUGCGAGCAUGGCCUACAAGAUCACGCGACCUCUGGCCAGCGCCAACAGCUGCAUUGACCCCAUCCUUUACUUCAUGGCAGGACAGGACUUCAGAAACAGCAUUAAGAGAAGGUCAAAAUCAAACAAGAGGUCUGAAAAUAUCAAAUCCCCUUCAACCACGCUAUGACAUCACAUGAGCGAAAACAGUCAGGAGUAAAUACUAUAGUGAAAGGUUUUUUAAGCCAUGACCCGUCCCGGGACCACGAACCCAUGAUGAAUGACAUCUGUUUUUGUUAAGACGUUUAUGAAAGGUCACUGUUCGAAAAUAAAAAUGUGACCCUUGACCAAAGGCCAUUUAAUGGUAUGUGAAGGACCACCUGCACGCCUAAAUAUAUCUGCACUCAGUUGAAAACAUUAUUUCCAAAAACAUUUCUGUUAAGGAAACAUAUAAAGUGGUAUUGGAAGAUCAGUGGCGGUUUUUCAUAUAUGAGGUGUGUUGGGACAGUUAUUAUUUGCUCAAAGGCUUUUUAACUCCUGGCAGAAGAGAUUGACUAAACUUCGGCUCACUUCCAGGUGUUUUGUAAGGAGUAACAUGAGCGUUUUCGCACACCAACAAAAUCUGCAACUCACUGUCAGGUUGACAUUUAAGACACUCCUGAAUAUUCUUUGUCAAUGAAUAUUAACGUUUUGUUCAUAGUUUUUCAUUGUAGAUUUGUUCUGGGGUAUCUGGUGGCACUUUAAUAAUGUAAAAAAGAAUUGUCUUUUGCAUUAAAAUGUUCACUUUAAUAGCAAUUUCUAUUACACUACUGACUGUUUUCGACUGUAAAUAUUCUUUAGAAAUGAUUCGAUUUCUAGGACAAAAAAGUCUAACUUUAUAUAAGUGAUUUUCUUUGACAGCACAUUAGUAAACAUUUUCAUUUGUUUUAAGAGUUACAAUGUAAUGAUCAUUAAGAUGAAUUAAAAAAAAAGGAACAGCAAUGUAGAGUUGAAUUUAUAUCAGAGUUAACAUUUGUAUAAAUCUUUUAGUUAAAGGAUUUUGAACAUAAACUAAAUUGGUCUAUGUGAAGUUUUGAUUACAUUACUCAGUUUUAACAUCAGUUUUGCAAAAAGAACCAGUCUGUGUUUAUCUGCUCCAGCAGAUUUCUUUGAAUAUAGGAUGUGAGUCAUUUUCAAACGGAUAUUUUAAAGCUACGGAGAAGAUUGUGUGAGAUUCAAGAUUGCUAAAUAUGUUUGAUUAUUUUAGACAAUAAAAAGGUAUAGGGAAUGAUUCUUUUAAGAGCCUCUGACUAAACUGAACCUUUUAGCAUGUUUAUUUUUAAGAGUGCAGAUGAACUUCAAAAUCUCUGAAUCUCUUGAAAAAGUGUAAUAAUGUCAUCUAGACUUAAAGGCAUAGUUCACCCAAAAAUAAAAAUUAUAUCAUCAUUUAUUUACCUUCAUGUGGUUAUAAAAACCUGUAUGUGACUUUCUUCUGCAGAACGCAAAAGAAGAUUUCGAGAAAUGUCUCAGUGGUUUUGUUUGUUGGGUAAGUUACUCUGAAGAAGUUAAUUAAUUACUAGUUACUAAUUCGAUAUUCAAUAGUGUAAUUAGAUUACUGUACAAAUUACUCACUCCAAAAAGUAUUUAAUUACUUUCGGUAUCCUACAUCAACCUUGAUUAGUUAAGUGAUUCAAGGAAAGACACGAAACAGCUAAUUUCAUUCAUUCAAAUAAAUAAAAAAUAAUUACAUAAAUUAUUCCUAUUAACUGACCAAAGUAUACAAAUGUGAGAAGGAUACAUUGAAACAUGCGUUUUAAAGUUAGACUUAUAAUUUUUAUUUCAUUUCCACUUUUGAAUAUAUUACACAGUAUUUAGUUCAAUUACAUCAGAAGUAACUGUAAUUAAAUUACAGACAAAUAAGAGUAAUCCCUUACUUUACAUUUUCAAGGGAAAGUAAUUAAAUUACAGUAACUAAUUACUUAGUAACGAGUUACACACAACACUGCCUAUAAAGCCCUACAUGGUUUAGCUCCUCAGUACUUGAGUGAACUCCUCUUGUAUUACAGUCCUUCACGUGCAUUACGCUCUCAGGCGUCCUGUCAGUUGGUAAUACCUAGAAUUUCAAAAUCAAGUGCAGGUGGUCGAUCCUUUCCCUAUCUAGCACAUAAACUUUGGAAUAGUCUUCCCUGCACUGUCCGGGAGGCAGACACACUCUGUCAGUUUAAAUCUAGACUAAAGACACAUCUUUUAAUCUUGCAUACACUACACUUCAGAAUAUAAAUCCUCUGAAGCGGCGACUUGACAAGUCUUCACUACGAAAUUUAAACUGCUAUUAGAUUAUUAAUGAUAAUCUUAAACCUAUAAUCUACUUUAUUACUAAAUUUAUUUUAUUUUUAUUUAGCUUUGUUGUGCAAGCACUGUCGAGCUUGUGCAGAGGCAGCAGUUUUUGCCAGAGGGGAACUGGAAUCCCCUGGUUGGGCCUGGGAUCUCCUGAGGUUUUUUUUCUCCAUUGGAGUUAUGGGUUUCCUCGCCUCGCCUUUGCAUACUGUUUUGCACUGUUUGCCUGGCCGGGGGACUGCUUUAGAAUUUUAAAGUUUUACUUAACUUAUUUAUUAUUACAUAUAGGAAUUUAUAGUGUGCUUAAUAUUUGACCUGUGCUUCUCUCUCUUUUAUCUUAAAUGUGUGCUUCUCUGUGAUAACCACUGUGCGUGUGUGAGUGUGUGCGCGUCCGUGUGUCUGUGUGUGCUAGUACGUGUGUAUAUUGUGUGUGUGGAGUUGUGAGUCCGUGUUUUGUAUGUGGAUGUGUUUGAACCGGUGUGUGUGUGUCUGUCUUCUGUGUUUUCACCUUUUUUGUUUUUACUUGUAUAACUUUAAAUGUUUUGCUUAUAGUCAAUAUGUUUAAUGUACAGCUGCUUUGUAACAAUGAAAAUUGUAAAAAGCACUAUAUAAAUAAAGUUGACUUGACUU
Molecule: messenger RNA, 3841 nt
Organism: Triplophysa rosa
Lineage: Eukaryota; Metazoa; Chordata; Actinopteri; Cypriniformes; Nemacheilidae
Product: P2Y purinoceptor 2-like
Exons: 2
Coding region: 96-1085 (329 amino acids)
Biological process (GO): G protein-coupled receptor signaling pathway
Cellular component (GO): plasma membrane
Molecular function (GO): G protein-coupled UTP receptor activity; A1 adenosine receptor binding
Source: RefSeq, a predicted model, not a curated record